CCUCUCUCUGCGCAUGCGUAUUCAAACAAAUCCAUUACCAUGUCAAACCACAGAAAUGAAACUGUUCCUCUGAAAACUAACUGAUGAAGUGGUGAACGAGCAGUUUGGAUCACUGGAGUGUCGCUCAGGGGCUUGAUAAACGGCAGCAAGCCACAAUAACAACAACAACAACAUGUUUGGUAAGAAGAAGAGAGCCCCGCAGCCCAGAGGCCAGGGCGCUGCUGCAGCCAAGCAGAUGGGUCUGUUCGUGGAGCUGGACCCUGAGGAGAUGAUGAUGGGCAUGGAGGGGAAUCUGGACGACCCGGACUUGGAGGCUGAAUUUGCUGCUAUCACUGGAGAUAAAGUUGCUGCUGGUGGGAAAGCCAAGCCGAAGGGGAAAAGCCCGCUACCCAUGGAAGACAUCGCCAGAAUGGCUGAUGAGUGUAUGAGAGACAUGGAUGAUGAUGAAGAUGAUGCUAAUCUGGAAGAUGAUGAAGAUCUGUUGGCAGAGCUACAGGAAGUGGUGGGCGAGGGGGAGGCUGAUGAUCCUGUAACUGUUUCCUCCCCGUCCUCUGACACUGCUGAGUCUUCUCAAGCUGAAACACCAGAGUCCCCACCGCUGCAGCAGCAGCAGGAAGUAAAGGUUUCCUCAGCAGCGCCAGGCAGCCUCCAACACACCCUGGAGGAGAGAGUUGCCAUGUACAAGACGGCCUUACAAAAUGCCAAGACUGCAGGGGAGACAUCCAAGGCCCGAAGAUACGAUCGUGGCCUGAAGACUCUGCAAACGAUGUUAGCUGCUGUGAAAAAAGGAAGACCUGUGAACGAGGCAGAGAUCCCUCCUCCUGUUGCCACUGGAGCCCCGAGUGCCGCCUCUCGUCCUGCUGUUCCCCAACGACCGGCUCCCCCUGUUCCCUCACGCCCCGAAUCCAGUCCCUCUGAUGAGAAGGAGAAGUUGGUACCAGAGAUUGUCACACCCAGCAGUGAAGAAGAGCAGUCAGCAACCUCAGCCCAUCCCACUCUGAGCAGCGUCCCGUCUCCAGAGGAACCUGCCGGCCAGCCUCAGACAGAUGGUCCGUCGAAUGAGGAAAGCAAGGCGAUGCUCAUAGAGAGGCAGAAAGAAUACAAGAUGGCAGCUCUGAGAGCAAAGAAGGAAGGAGACUUGGAGCAAGCUCGGCUUCACUUCAGGACCAGCAAGAGGUUCGACGCAGUGAUUGAGGCGUUGGAGAAAGGUCAAGCAGUCGACCUGAGUGGCCUUCCUCCAUCUCCAGGACAGGGUGCAGGCGGAGGCUCUGCUCCAGUGAAGGAACCUUCAUCUGGGCAAAACAUAGAGGUCACCCAACCUGUUGCAGCAGCUCCAGCUCCUGCUGCCCCAUCAGCCCCCGCUGCUCCCAAAGAUGUGCUGGAGGCUCUCGAGCAGAGACGAGCCAAAUACGUGGAGGCGUCCAAUCAGGCCAAAGCCAGUGGAGACGACCGCAAGGCCCGAAUGCACGACCGUAUUGCCAAGCAAUACCAGAGUGCCAUCCGAGCUCACAAAUUAGGAAAAGAUGUCAACUUUGAGGAGCUGCCUGUUCCGCCUGGUUUUCCUCCAAUCCCCGGCCAGAAGGCGACAGGAGCUGAGCAGGGAUUCGUUGCUGCUCUGGUGGCAGCUGACAAGCUUGCCUCCACUGAUAAUGUGGAAAUAGCAGAUGAUGAUGAGGAGGAAAAGGAAGAGGAGUCUAAGCCUGCUGCUCCAGAAGAGCCGAAAAAGCCCACUUUAGAUGUCCCCGCGGCAGGCCACAGGAGGAAAAGGACUCCUUCAGCCUCACCUGACAGAACAGCGACCAGGGAAGGACUCUCACCAACCGCGGUUCAACAGCUGGAGUUCCUGGAGGGCAGGAAGAAGCAGUACAUGAAGGCAGCUCUGCAGGCGAAGCAGAAGAACGACAUGGAGCAGGCCAAGGUUUUCCUCCGCACCGCCAAGGGCUUCGACUCCAUGAUCGAAGCGGCACGCAGCGGCAGAAAUGUGGACAUCAGCACGGUGCCGUCGCCCCCUGGUGACGAAGAUGAAGACUUCAUCCUGGUUCAUCACAGUGACGUGCAGAUCUCGGAGAAGGCAGAGCAGGUUUACACUCAACUGGCCAAGAUCCUCAAAGAGCAGUAUGAGAAAUGUAUGACUCACUCCAAGCAAUUCACACACCUGGGGAACGUCACCGAAACAACAAAGUUUGAGAAGAUGGCGGAGAGUUGUAAGAAGAGCCUGGAGGUGCUGAAGCUGGCCCAGUCGAGAGGUCUGCCUGCUCCUAAACAUCACUUUGAGGAAAGGUCGUUUCACACUGUCAGGAUAUUUCCAGAUCUGAGCAGCACUGACAUGGUUGUUGUUAUCGUCAAAGGGAUGAAUCUUCCUGCUCCGAGUGUCAGGAUUUUAAGGAGAAGCACAUGCUGGCUGAUGCUUUGUGGUGAACUUUCUCCUUCAGGAAUCCAAACAAACGAUCUGGAUGCCUACGUCAAGUUUGACUUCCCGUACCCGAGCACGGAGCAGCCGCAGAAACAUAAAACAGCAGUCAUCAAGAACACAAACUCCCCAGAGUACAACCAGAGCUUCACCCUGUCAAUAAACCGUAACCACCGCGGCUUCAGGAGGGUGGUGGCGUCAAAAGGCAUCAAACUGGAGCUGCUGCACAAAGGUGGUUUCUUGCGGAGCGACAAGCCCAUCGGGACGGCCCUCCUGAAGCUGGACAAACUGGAGACACAGAGUGAAAUCAGGGAGAUCGUAGAGGUGAUGGAUGGUCGAAAGGCCACAGGAGGUCGUGUUGAAGUGAAGGUCCGACUCCGGGAGCCUCUGAGUGGACAGGACAUGCAGACGAGCACAGAGCGCUGGCUGGUGAUCGACCAGUCACAGGUUCUCGUUUAGAUGCUGCUGAAAGGUUAAAGACGAUUUAGAAGAUGAAAGAUAAAAGGCACUCAAUCAUAAACACUCAGAGGAUGGAGUUUGGGAUGUGAUGAGGACGGUCUGUUGGACUCAGACCUACACGGGUCUUUGACUUGUCAAAUACUUUUUGCACAUUUGCAAGACACAAGAGCUCCCUUUCAUACUGCGGUCCACCAGGAGGAGACAUGGAGCUGGUUUGUGGUAGGUCACAGCUGGUCUCUGGGGAGGUGAACUGACACGUCUGAUGGACACAUGUUUUUGUCCUACAUAAGGGGAAGGUUGUUUUCUUGUUUGAAUCGCCACAGAUGCAGAUGUAAGCUCUUGAUGCAUCAGAUCUGUCGAGGUGAAGGUCCCUCGAGAGGUUCAAACCAGAGAAAACUUCAGUCUCCUGGAGGACGGCAGGCAGUGUGUCCUCUGCUGAAGGGGCUCGACGUCGAGCUAACCUGAUCCUGCUGCCCAACAUGACUCUACUUAAUAUAUCAAAGAAUGUGUACAUAUUCCUCAUAUUAUACAGCUCUGGUAUCUAGAACUGCACCUAUGCACUAAUACCAAAGUAAUCACUGUUGCUGUAAAAUCCUGCAUAUUUGAAAAUCGCCUUUAUCUGCCAAACCUGUUACGAUGACACGAGAGCUUCAGAUGUGAUGUUUAUGAUUUCGACUCACAUCUCAGCUGGUUUUGAGAACGCAGGCAGAUGCAGCACAUACAAUAGACUCAGACGUUUUACAGGAGCAAGCCAAGAAUUGAAUGAUACUACAAAAAGGUACGAUUAUAUGAUUACAGUAGAGACCACACUCCCUUUUGGCACCUUUUACUUGGAUUAAUUAUUUCCUCACUGUGGUCACUAAACUGCACUCUCAAUUACCUGUGGCUUUAGGUGUGUUAGAUUGAUAUUUGUCUUGUUUACACUUGAUAGCACAGAAUCACAACUGAGCUGAUCUAAGAGUUUCAGUAGAAAAAGCUAAAUAUGAAUUUUAUCUUCAGAUGAUGAAAUGGUUAAAAAGUGAUUUUGAGUCCCACGCAUAUUUUUAGUUAAAUAAACAGCUUCGAUCUUUUCAGAAGUAUCGAUAGAGUGUUAGAUGAGCAGAUCGAGCAGACACUGUUAGCUUAGCAUAAAUACUUGAAGCAGGGGGAAACUGCUAACCCUGUUCUCUUAAAAGUGUAAAAAUACAUGUGCUAGCACCUCUAAGGUUCACUAAUUAAGACACUUGCUGGUUUCUUGGCAAACUCACAGUGACAAGAAGUCUCUAUUUUGCCAACUGUAGAGGUGAGGGCAGGUUUAUUAUUGUAAACAUCAGACAGAGCCAGGGUAGCUGCUCUCCCCCCAGCUUACACACUUUAUGCUAAGCUAAGAUAAGCGCCUCCCAUCUCCUGCUCUACCUUUGACACACCCAAGAUAGUUCUGUUGAUCUUCUCAUUAAUACAAUAAGUUUAAACUGUUCCUUUAAAUGUAACUCAUUUUUUAAACUAUGCAUCAGAUGUCUCAAGAAGCAGAUACUAUUAGGAUUUCCUUCAUCUUUUCUCUUUUAAAGGGCCAGUUCACCUAAAUUACAGACAGCUCGAUAGUUUAACUGGAGGGAUAGAAAAACCCACCCAGAUUCAAGGCUUUAAAAUACAACAUUUAAAAUCCUUAACAACAGUUUUGAGAUUGAUUUUUGACCUUAAAAAUCCAACUGAGAAAAACUGUGUUCAAGGACAUUAGACUACAUUCACAUGGCAGCCAUUUUUUUGCUUGGAUCUUUUACUGCUGUGUUCUAGGUUACCUUUAAAUAUGGUCUGAAGAUCUUUGCUAUCAUCUUUUCAGUUGUUGAUCAAUUAAGAAGCAGUGAAAGAUAGCCAUAUGUCAGACUUCCUUACAUUUAUAGGACCUCUGAACAUAACAUCAGAGCAUUCAAGCUGAGAAAAAGCCAGCCAUGUGAAUAUGGUCUAUAAUAAAAGUUAGUCCUUCUGUAAGUUAACACUGUGGGUGGAGAAGGAAAACACACAUAUUGUUCCUAAAAAGACACACUGCUGUUCAAAAGUUAAGUUAUUGAGUUAUUUGAGUGAACUCACCCUUUAAAAUGUAAGCUGCAGCAUUGUAAGAAGCCAUAACUAACACACUGAGCCAACUACAUGAACACCAAUUCCAACAGGUUUACCUCAUUACUGUUUGCAACGUUAUUUAUCAGCCAAACGUUACUGUGGUCAAAACAUUUCUCCUUCUGUUGGCAGUUUUAACAUAAUGAAUCAUCGUAGCUUAAGUUUACCAUGAACAUCGGCCUGAAUGAUUACAUCGUACUGUUACCCAUCAUCUCAUUCUGUUUGUUCACCUACUUCUUGUUUACGAAGAUGAAUGAUGUCACGUUUAUAUUUACAAAAUGCUACAAAAAUAAUUUCAAACAGGAUCGAGGCUAUAUUUCGUUUUUAAAAUGUGGACUGAUUUUGCCUUCCCUGCUUAAAAAUGUACUGAUUAAAAACACUUUUGUUUUGAUUUCA
Molecule: messenger RNA, 5359 nt
Organism: Acanthopagrus latus (yellowfin seabream)
Lineage: Eukaryota; Metazoa; Chordata; Actinopteri; Spariformes; Sparidae
Gene: cc2d1b
Product: coiled-coil and C2 domain containing 1B
Exons: 26
Coding region: 173-2869 (898 amino acids)
Biological process (GO): regulation of transcription by RNA polymerase II
Cellular component (GO): nucleus
Molecular function (GO): DNA-binding transcription repressor activity, RNA polymerase II-specific; RNA polymerase II cis-regulatory region sequence-specific DNA binding
Source: RefSeq, a predicted model, not a curated record